AUGGCAAGACUCUUGUUGAUUGGGGCCACUGGCCAUAUCGGAGGAGCAGUACUUGAGCAAGUCACUCGCACGUUUCCCACGAUCAAGAUUUCAGCACUACUGCGUGAUCAGAAGAAAGCAGAUCGUCUUCAAACUCAGUAUCCCAACGUGAAAACUUUGAUUGGUAACCUCCAUACUACGGAUGUUGUCAAAAAUGCAGCCAAAGAGGCAGAUAUAGUGAUCAACAAUGUCCCACAUAGGAAUGAGGGCAACCUGGUAUUCGCAUCACAUCCCAGAGUGAGCGUCGCAAUCGUCUUGCCUGUUAUGGUAUACGGGCUCAGCCCUUCCGUUGAGCAUCCCUUUCCGCUGACCUUCCCUGAGUACCUGAAAGGGAUUCGUUCCUUAGGAAACGGGUUCACCAUUUCGAAUGGAGCUAAUGUCAUGGGCUACGUCCAUGGUCCCAAGGCAUAUUACUUCGCCUCAUCUCAAGAAAUGUCGUUCCGCACUCUGACGAGUCAGAUGGUAAAUGUCUUGAAAGGGCUCGGGGUUCUCGAAAGCGACACCGUCACGAUCAUUGACGUUUCAGGAGCGGCCAAAGCAAGUGGCGCUAUCGACAACGAUGAUCCACAGUCGUGGGCGAAGCAUAUAGCAGCUAGUUGUGGGGUAAACAUGAGGGUGCGACCGAGUCGAGCAUUAAUGGUAGGCUGGGAGCCCAGAGAAGUCGAGUUCGUGGACACGAUAGAGGAAGUAUCCAGAAGAUUCCUCGAAAAUGAGAGGACGUCGUAG
Molecule: messenger RNA, 765 nt
Organism: Glarea lozoyensis ATCC 20868
Lineage: Eukaryota; Fungi; Ascomycota; Leotiomycetes; Helotiales; Helotiaceae
Product: NAD(P)-binding Rossmann-fold containing protein
Exons: 5
Coding region: 1-765 (254 amino acids)
Source: RefSeq, a predicted model, not a curated record